AUGCCCCUCUCACCGGAAAUCUCCCACAGACUGGUGACGCUGAUCAAGGCGUUGAUGCAGCUGUCGACCCACUCGACCCCGAGGCGGUACUACUCGACCAUCUUCCGCGACCUGCCCGACCCGACCAUCUACUCCGACUAUUACGUCUUUAUCAAGGAACCCAGGGCCUUGAACCCCAUCAUGGUCCGUUGAUCUCGUAGCACGACGCGCGUUUGGCACGACGCGACCGCCGAGCUGAGCUGACCACAUACAUCCCUCCCGGUGGUUGUGCACCUCGACAGCAAAGCCUGCACAACUCGAGGUACUCGUCACCCCAUGCUGUAGCCUACGAUCUCUUUCUCGUCUGGUCCAACGCCAGGGAGUACAACGAGGUCGGGUCCCAGGUCUACAACGACGCCGACAAACUCCAGGUUCGUACACAACACUUCACGGGUUUCCAUUCUGCGUGUGACCCAAGCUCACCUCUUCCUCACCCACACAGAGACACAUGGAGCGCAUGUGGAAAGACAUGGUGCCGCCCUUGCCUCCGCUCGAGCAGUUGCCGCGACCGGGAAUGCUCAACCCAGCCCAGGCAGCCGGUUCCUUUACCACCCCCAACUCUGCAGUCGGCGAGUACGCUUCGGGCUCCAACACGACCGCCGCACCCGUCCCCGUCGGCGAUGGGGGCCACAAGCGCAUCAAGAUCAUGUCCUCGGCCCUCGCAACUCACUCCGGCUCUUCGGCUUCGGGCGCUCCCUCCCCGACCUCGUCAGAGUUCUCGUCCAUGCCCAAGAUCCGCCUCAACGUCGCUUCGACCUCGUUCCCUUCCAGCCAUCCGCCACCCUUGCAGUCACUGCCUCCGCUACCGCAUUCCCAAACAUCGGGUGCAGCACCUUUGACCCUCAAGCUGGCCAUCAAACCACCCGGUGCGUCCGCGUCCUCCUCGGCAGCUUCCUCGCCCGUCAUCACACCCGCCCUUGCCCCCUCGACACUUGGCGCGCCGCAUCCGUCAUCUUCGGCACCGUCCCCUCAACCUGCGCAUACUCCGUCUGCGGCACCCUCACCCGUACCAACCUCGGCUGCGAUCCCGCAAACGAUGGCCACGUCGCGUGACGCGACCCCCAACCCCGCGACGGGGACGCAUGACUCGACCUCGGCUGCCGCACCUCCACCGCCUGCCCAGGCCCCCGUCCCAGGACCUGUCCCACCUCAACAACAUCGCCCCAGUCCAGCUCCGACCCCCGUAGCCCACGUAUCAGAACCCGCACCUCAACCCGUCGCUCGUGAAUUGCCGAAUGGUACCUUGACCGAUGUCGAAUCGGGCUGGAUGGGCGGCGAGAUCGAAGGUGACCCCACGUCCUUGUAUCUCGAGGUGCUCUACACCUUGCGCGACUACACCGACUCCGAAGGACGACGACUCGCUGCACCGUACAUGACGCUAUCCGAGCGGCCCGAGUAUUACGACCAGGUCGACGAUCCGGUGGCGCUCGAUACGAUCGAAGCUCGCGUCCAUGCGCGAGCAUACGAGUCACCCGAGAUGUUUGAUCGUGAUCUCUUUCGCCUGUUCGAGAACGCCAAGUUAUUCACUCACCCUGGAGAAUCAAAUUCGGAAUACGCCGACUUGGUCGUCCUGCAGCGCGUGUACCAAGAGUUGACCAAACGGGUCUCCUCACUCACGCCUCGACCGCAGAACUUGACCGUGCCCGCUUUAUCGUCGGUCAAAUUGGGCCCGGGCAAUUGCGAAGGCAAGGACCCGGUCGAUGGUGAACCCAAGACGGCGCAAACGCGUAUCUCGAUGAAGGACAAGAUCUUUCUCGACCACAUCAACUUCAAAGGCCAAGUCCUGCGCGUCGGCGAUUGGUGCCAUUUGCUCAACCCGGAAAACCCUGCGAAACCCAUCAUCGCGCAGAUCUUCAAAGUUUACAAACGGAUGGACUCGCCUCAACGAUGCUUGUCCGUUUGUUGGUACUAUCGACCCGAGGAGACGAUCCACCCCAGAUCGCGCACGUUCUACGAAGGCGAGGUCUUCAAGUCGGGUCAAUUCGUCGAUCACGCGAUCGAGGAUUUCAUCGAUCGUUGCUUCGUCAUGUUCUUCACGCGUUACAUCCGAGGUCGACCCAAGGCUCCUGUAUGGGACGAAUCGUUGCCUUUGUACGUCGUCGAACAUCGGUACAAGGAUGAGAUCCAUAGCUUCAAAAAGAUCAAGAAUUGGAAUUCGUGCGUGCCGGAGGAGAUUAGGAAACAAGAAUAUGCGCUAGUGACGUUUCCGGGUGGGGAUCCAGUGACGUUGCCGAGGUACCCGAGUCCUUUCUUGAGAGGGAUCGAAGGCCCGGGUCGCUUUGGAGAGGCGUUGGAUGAAGCACCUUCAGGUGGAGCAGGGGGAAGUGCAGGUAAAUCGAACGAGAAGGAGACGUCGUCGUCCAAUACGAACGCUACAGCAGGUCGAUACCAUUCCUCGGCGCCUUUGAACCCCAACGUCAAUCCUCAACCCGUCAAGACCUCGACGCCAAUGAGCGAAUUCGAUCUACCUCGACCACCACCGAGUGGGGUAGCUCAUCAUUCUUCCGUACAGCCUGAAGAAUUGCAUCCUUUACCACCGGAUUCGGUCGGAAGACCGACGACGUAUGCGCAGGGUUAUGGUGGUCAGGGUGUGGUGAAUGCGCCUCCGCCUCCCCCCCCGAUGCCGUUCUUGCAUUCCGCGGGCAUGUUUACUCCUGUUGAGAUGACGGCGCAGAAGGAACAGCGCUUCACGGCUUUGCCCCCUCAGAUUCGUAAGUUGUUGCCCACUUUCUCCCUUUCAUUUGAAUACUGAUACUGAUUUAUUCUUCCGCAUCUCCUCGAAAACAGAAUCCAAACUCCGCACCGACGAGUUCGGCGACGUACUCUGGUUCACCACACCUGGUCUCCCCGACAAGCCUUCCGCAAACGACAUGACGAAAGAUCUCAAGCCUACGCAUUCGCUCGAUUAUUUGUACUGGAAGGUGAUGCAGAAGCAACAGGGGCAGCAGUCUGUAGCGAUGGAUGUCGAGUCGUAA
Microbotryum saponariae is the source of this 3014-nucleotide messenger RNA. NCBI's taxonomy places the organism in Eukaryota, Fungi, Basidiomycota, Microbotryomycetes, Microbotryales, Microbotryaceae. The record is from the annotation of a GenBank genome assembly.